AUGCAGUCACCAGAUUCCAUCUUGCCAGGUCCUAGAGUGCGUUUGACUCUGGGACCAUGUCGUUUCGAAGGCAUCUUCGACUGUCCCUGUCCUGAGGGUUCAGCGUUUGAGCUCAUCAAGAACCUUAGGCCCGAUAUGCCCUGCAGCCGCUGUGGGCAUAUCCUUACUCUGCACAGAGACCACAACAUUGGUGAGAUGGCCUCUAUCAGCGUGGGCUCUCAGCCUCAGCUGAAAGUUGAGCCUAUGAGCGACUUCCAGCCACUCCAAGUGCCUCUGGAGCGUGGUUCGAGCCAUGACACAACACUCCUGGGACCAUCGUCAACCUCAAUCCCAGAAUACGCUCAGGUCCAGCCACAUCCAACCGUGAUUUGCGAGAGACAGCAGACGGUUUCAGAGAUCUUAUUGAUACUCGACAAAUACAGAUCCGUAUUUAUCUGGGGCAUGCCUCGCUCUGGAAAGACAACAUUGGCUUUUCUACUUUAUGAGCAUCUUUCUAGAAAAAACGAGAAAGUUGUUUUCAUCGAAAGCUGGCCGGAUAUCCGAAAGAAGCCUGAGGAAAUACUGUUCGAACACGCUCGCGUUAAGUACCCGGACAUCUCAGGUGAAGAAAUCUCAACUCAGGACUUUAUCUUUCUAGUUGAUGAAGCCCAGGAGACUCUCACGAAACAAAAGUCCACCUGGAACGCGCUCAUCAAAAACCUGAUCAAUCUGAACAACAACAGCAAAGGUCCCAGAUUAUGUCUCUUCAGCAGCCAGGGCAUGUUCGCAGAAUACAACAAUGUCUUCGCAACCAUGCCGGAGAUCUCCUAUCUAAAAACACACGGAAAUGGGAACGGUGGCGCCAGUCUGUUUUUCACUGCGUCUGAAUUUGAGACCUUCCUCACUCAGUGUGGCUCGAUACUCAGCAAGGAGGCUGCAGAGCAUGUCUUCUGGCUUACUGCAGGCCAUCCGCUGCUCACCCAGUUGAUCCUCGAAUACGUGGACAUGAACUACAAUCGAACAGUCGCCACCCUUCGAAAUUUAAAUUCAUUUCCCCCAACAACAACUGUUUCUCCUCUCUCCCAAGCCGAGACCUUAGUCAUCCUGAACAACGACGAUCAGCUAUUCACUUACCUAGGUGACCACAUGUAUCCCGGCCACUUCGCCAGAGAAAACACAAUUGCAAUUGGUGUCUUCAAGAAACUGCUGAGCGCGCCUGAGGGCAAGAUAUUAUGGAAUUCGAAAUAUAAGACUAUCGGGAAAUGCUUCGUGAAUGGUCUUAUUUGUCAUGAAAUUGACGCGAAUGAUAUUGAUAUCUUCAGGUUUCCAUCUCCGCUGCAUGCUAGAUGGGCUCAGUGGUUUCAUAGAAUUGAGCCGGGCGUUUAUGCCGGCGAGUUGACUCCUUGA
Talaromyces atroroseus is the source of this 1386-nucleotide messenger RNA. RefSeq lists its product as hypothetical. The record is from RefSeq and is a predicted model, not a curated record. NCBI's taxonomy places the organism in Eukaryota, Fungi, Ascomycota, Eurotiomycetes, Eurotiales, Trichocomaceae. The transcript has 3 exons. The coding region runs from base 1 to 1386 and encodes 461 amino acids.